Molecule: messenger RNA, 616 nt
Organism: Styela clava
Lineage: Eukaryota; Metazoa; Chordata; Ascidiacea; Stolidobranchia; Styelidae
Source: RefSeq, a predicted model, not a curated record
UACAAACGUGGCAGCACCAGAACACGUUCCUGUACCGACAACAGUUCAGACAGAAGAAAACUCAGCGACCCAGUUGAUAGAUAUCACCUUUCCUGAUGAAACGAGAGGACCAAUAGGCUGCUUGCUUGUAAUAGUAAAAUCUGGUGAAAGUGAUUUAGAAGAUGAAAUCACGAUGGAAAAGUUGACUCGAUUAUCACGAAAUGCAUUGAUUGGAAAAUCAGAAGAAAACGAAUUUCUCGCAAUUGCAAUGCAAAGGUCAAAAAUUAAAGAUCCAAAGGUGCAAGUAUCUCUAGGAGACGACAAAGCAAGUUUCUGUCAUCUUUUAACGGGUACGACUAGAGCCAAACGUGCAGUAACGGAAUACAUAUCUGGAAGGAACUUGCCGCUCAAAAUAGGUUCAACAUACACCUACUACGCAGUUACUUCAACUUACUCAGUGACUUCGGGUGAAGUUUUGCUUCAACGCAGUUCUUCUGCGGCAUUCAACCUAAAGAAAACGGAAGGGUCGAACAUUGUCUGGAUAGCUGCAGUUGUCGUUGGCGCACUCGUGAUUGCAGUCGUUGUUGUACUGAUUAGUACUUUUAGUCAGUCUGUUCUUUUAGUCAGGAAAAAGUAA